Hibiscus syriacus is the source of this 867-nucleotide messenger RNA. RefSeq names its product putative UPF0481 protein At3g02645. The record is from RefSeq and is a predicted model, not a curated record. NCBI's taxonomy places the organism in Eukaryota, Viridiplantae, Streptophyta, Magnoliopsida, Malvales, Malvaceae. The transcript has 2 exons. The coding region runs from base 1 to 858 and encodes 285 amino acids.
AUGAUGUUCGUUGACGGGAUCUUACAAGCCAUUUUACAAGAACCCUAUUAUUAUGGAGAAAGUAAUUGGUUGAGUAGAACGAUCAUUAAAACAGAUUUUCUGACAUUCGUGUACCUGGAUCUGUUCUUGUUGGAAAACCAGUUGCCUUAUCGUGUUCUUGAGUUGUUGAUCACGAGCUCGAGCAGCAGCAAGAAGGGUUUGUCCAUGAGAUUGAUCGAAGGGUUCAUUGAAGCAAAUUUUGUUACUAUUCCAGAAGAGAUGGAACAACGAUUGAAGCAGGAAGAAGAACCGAUCGACUUUUCUCCUCGUGGGUUUCGUAAAGCGAAAGAGCUUAGAAAUUCUGGGACUUGGUUCAAACAAAGUGAAAACGAUCUCCUCACGGACUUUAGUUUCAGCCGCACAGGCUUCAUCGGAAAACUAUGGCUGCCACCGAUCAGGGUGGACGAGUCGACGGGGCCAAUGUUCAUGAACUUGAUAGCCUAUGAAAUGUGCCCGGAUUUGGAAAACGAUUCUGUAGUCACCUCGUACGUUUGCUUCCUUGACUCGCUCAUUGACGAUGCCGGAGAUGUUCAGGUAUUGAGAGACGAUGGGGCAGUCUACAAUGCGCUUGGAAGUGAUGAAGAAGUGGCUAAACUUUUGAACAAGAUGAGCACCGUCUCGGUUCCCAAUCCGGAAAUUUACUACGACGUGAAACGGCAAGUCCAGCAGCAUUGUCCGACAAAGUGGAUCAGGCAUGCAGCUCAAGCUUAUCUCACCUAUUUUAGCAGCCCUUGGACCUUUAUAGCAUUUGUGGCCGCCAUUGCUGUACUUUUCCUCAGUUCUCUUCAAACUUAUUACACCAUUAUUUCAGCAAAGUAAGUCUUCGUU